Molecule: messenger RNA, 6908 nt
Organism: Symsagittifera roscoffensis
Lineage: Eukaryota; Metazoa; Xenacoelomorpha; Acoela; Convolutidae
Exons: 12
Coding region: 94-6825 (2243 amino acids)
Source: RefSeq, a predicted model, not a curated record
UCAUUUUCAUCGCUCGUUCAAAGUCAGCUGACUCAAUGAAUAAUUCACUCACGCUAUUUCUACAGGCAAUUCUAGCCAAGCUACUUUUCGAAAAUGUCUAAAAUUGCAACUUUGAUACCGUUUUUGACGAUUCUCUUAGAGCAACAAGUGUUAUGUUCUUUUUUGACCGGAAUUAAAGAUUUGGUUCUUCGCAGUCAGUUUCAACACACAAAUGAUUUUCUCCUCCAAACUUCGGGAUUCGGUAACGAGGUCAGAUUGCUGAAAACGUGCGGAUACGAACAAGAACAAGAUGGAAAUUGUGCGGUUGCGUCAGUUGAGGAGGCACGCUAUGUGUGGACUUUGGAAGGGGUUAUUGACCCCUUUAUGUUUCUACAGAUGGAUUUUCAGCGACCUCAUCUCAUCAAUAGGAUCAAACAGCUGACACUAGACUCGGGAGAUGGAAUAACUGAAGUGUAUCAACACUUAUUUGAAGUGUCCUUCUCCAAGGAUGGAGUGUCCUGGUCUGUGCCAGAGCGUUUGGGAUGUGACUUCGUUCCCUCUGUUGGAGGUGACCAGUACAAGGCCAGGUAUUUGCGAAUAUUUGCAUCAAUGGAGCCAGAACUAACUUCCAAAUGGACUCCCCUGGCUGUGAUGUUUGUGCCUUUUGGACACUAUGUCGACGACUACACUGCUUUCUCCAACUCUUUCGCUCCUGUCCCUUGCACUGGACACCAGGCAAGUUUAGAUCUCCAACUUGUGAGCGGAUCUCUCAACUCGGCUGUCUGCUCGGAAAAUGGCAUGAAAAUUGAAGUGGAAAUUCAAUCUGGAACACAAAGAGAGCCCCUUUACGACAACCUGUCCCCAUCUAACUUUGAUUUACAACAUGUGAUCUUCUCUUCAAUUCAGUAUCUCGAUCAGUUCGACAGCUGUGAAGUAUCUUUCACGGCGGAGUCUUUGCAGUACGAGUACAGUGGAAUUUAUAUUGUAAAGGUGCACGAUCCGCAGUCGGGACUUGUGUACAUUGAUGACCAAUAUGACCUCCAGCUUUUAGACGACGGUGAGCCGCUGUUUACUUUUAAUCUUCCGAACGGCCAAGUUGACUAUUUUUCCGUCAAUGUUGACUCAUUCAAAUACUUCGCCUUCAUUUUACCAUUUUCCAUCAUCACUUCAAAGCCAGUCUUCCAACAGCAGCAGGAAGUUCGGGAGGGAUGUCGCGAAACCCGACGUGCAGACGUUGUUACCGAUGAGUACCUUGAAAUGUUUCAAGCUGGCGGGACGAAUAACUUUGCGCAGUCUGUUAUUCUCAACUUUGCUGGAGCUCCACGACGACAAUCAGCUACAAUAAGUGACACUCGGAUCCUAUAUUUUCUCGACGGUGAUCCGGGAUGCUUGUUUGUCGACAAUGAUGGGCGUCUCGUUAACUCGCAAUGCAAUCUCGGCGAACAGGUUUCAGGAAUCAUGUGUUUCAUGUACGAAGGUGAAAUAAACUCAAUCGAGGUUGAGCACACCGGAUGUUCGAUUCCUGCGAAUGACGACCAAACUGCCUAUCUCGAAUUCUCGGUUACUGUCGAUGUUGUAGGAUGUCUGUUAAGUCGUUUCGUAACGUGUGAGUCGUAUGACACAGCGAACCAGGUCAUUCGAGAUUCUAUUGAGGAAAUAAGUUUUGGUUGCAUAAAAAAUGGGGAACAUAACAAAAUGUACCAGCCAAAAGUGAUAUUAGAAGCUCAAAUUGUGAAAGUCCGCUGCUAUGCUUUGCGUCGUAUUAAUUCAGAGAGCACCAUCAAAAUCUCAGAUGAAAUUGAAAUAGAUCGGUUUCAAGAAGACUUGAGACUGAUUGUGACCGAUGAAUUAGAUGUCGGUGACGAUAAUCACAUAUAUAUGAAGCAAAGCGACUAUGGGUCGAGCUUUGCAUUUGCUUUUGAGACAAUUGGUUAUCCAGUUCACACAUUUCGUUUUUCGUUUUUGGAGUUAUUCGGCGAUCCGGACGCAUCAUUUUUUUCACCUCGAGGCAUUCAAACCAGUCGACACUUUGUAUGUGGUCAGCUUGGAAGUCCAAGAAACGUGAACGUCAAGGCCAUAGGAACGAAAAGGUUCAACUACCUUGAACCAAGAAAUACUGGUCUCUAUACAGUCCAGUUGAACCACGACAUGGAAUCGAAUCCACUUCUGCAAGGGCGUGACAUCUACGCAAACUGUACUUUGGUACACCCUUACAGCAUCGAGUGCGCACCUACGUGCAACUUGAGCGUGCCCAUAUCGCACAAUUUUCACAUGCAGUGCGUGAUCAACCACCAUGUGUUCACGCAGAGAAAUGAGUUCAAGAAAGACUAUGUCCCAGUGUCAAUGAAGUUCAUGAAGUACGAAAAAAGUGCUGACAUAGGUUCUUCUAUGUUGUCACAAUGCGAAUACAACACGCUAGUCGAGUCCUCUUUGUACCACGACUACUCAUUUGACUCAAUAACUUGGAACACUAUUGAGCGAAGUAUUGUGAUAGAUUUCCAAAUCUACACCGUCCAGCUCUGGAACUCGGGACGAUACUACCUGGAAAUCAUUCCAGGAGACAGUUACUGUAUUUUUCAGUCAAAGGAUCCCACAAAGUGCGCAGAGAUGAAUACAAAUGCAGAAUGCGCUACUCAUACUACAAACAACCGACUAGAUUUUCGAGUUGAAGUUGCUGAGGACCCCGGGUGGGCUCACACUUUCGAGAAUGGUCCUUGUGGACCCAACACCCGAGCUGUCUACCUUGAUGAUCCGCGUGCAACCCAGUUCGGAUACUACUACAAAGCUUGCUACCAAACUGUGGACGACUUUUACUCGUCUGGAAUCCAUCCAAGCGACUUCUGCCUCGCGGAUGGAGGUCAACUGACCGACCGUCGUGAUGUUUUCUUAUCCGGCGCCUUUGAUUCGCAGUUUCUGACGGGAUUCCAUCCAGGUUAUGACGACUCUGAUAUCAUGAAAACAAUAGCUUGUAAUUCGUAUCUGAUGUCGCCAGAAUCCGAAGAUCGCAAGUUCUCACACGAUUUUUAUUUCUUAAUGGGUGAUUCGGACAGUAAAACUGACUAUUCUUUCUACUAUUUUGAAAGUAAAAGUGGUGAAAUUUCCGCAAAUGGGCCGGAAGAAAUGGAAGCCCUUGCAGUUUUAUGUCGAUACAGACGCGGUUUUGCUUGGCUUUUGCGACAAAAGUACACAGAAUGUGAGUAUGAGUUUCUAAAUAUCGACGUAGGUCUAAAACAACAUGUUCAGCCCAUCGCACAUGGGAAUGUGGAUCUGAGCAUAUUGUGUGUAGCACACCCAGAUGGUUCCUCCGCAAACCAGACACUGGAAGGUGUUUCGCCCCUCGAUGGAUUUAAUUAUACUGUAGAUUUCCGCAAAGAUUUCAACAUAGAAAGCUUCAGUUGCUCUCAGAACCUUCCAGAAGAACUUCAUGACGUCACAAGUAAGCAGUUCGAUUUCACAUUUACUUCAUUGCACAUGCAUUUGGAGACCGAAGAAAAAAUGACCUACAACAACCUAUAUUGUAAUUUGCACAAUUCUGCCGUGUACCAACCUUGUUAUAACCAAAACGUGAGCAUAGGAUGUUGCGCUAAAGGAAACCCAAUUCAAAACUGCACCUGGGUUAGACGCUUCACAGAUUUUGGAGAGUUCCCAGAAGGACAAGAUGGCAUCAGAAUCGAAUGGAGUCGGUUGGAAGAUCCGCAAUGCAACAAUCCGGGAAUCUGUUCGACCAUCCACUUUGAACCUUUGCAGUUCGAGCACAACGGCAUUUAUUCUUUAAUCUGCUACAAUGGCCUUGAGAACAUCAAAGGGAUUCAGAGUCCGUUAAGAAGUGAGUCUGAAGGUUUGACCGUCUUCGGGUUCCAGACUCUUCCUGUUGACAAGAGAGAUUUCACGUACCAAAUGCGAUGCGACUGGAUGCCACCAAAGCUGUACGGAUACCUCGUUUUGUUCGGACCUCCUAUCGAAGUUGACAUAACGUGUGAUCUCGGGAACGGACAAGAAGCUGUUGAUUCAACCGUUACUUACCCCAGUGCAGGAGUCGUCAUGGUGGAGAUAAAUCUUAUAGGUGUUGACAGACAAACGCCUUGUUUUUAUUCAAGUACAAACGAGUACGCGACCGACCGACCUUUGAAGUUUCCCCUCAAAAUCAGCGAAAUUAGAACGGCCACUGACGUCUCAAUUUCGUCCCAGGGAUCAUACAGAAACCCUGAGUUAUGCUGUUCCAUGUGCGCUUUUGACAUCGAUCAUCCCAAGCAAGUUAAGCUUUUCUGUAAGCUUGAAAAUGGUUUUACUGUUCCUUUUGCUAACAAUAGUGUUGAAUUUAACUUCGAUCCCGUAACGAGUGUGGCAAGAAAAUGCGGAGUGGUUGAGGCUCGACCAAAAGGUACUUUCGAGUGUUCAUGUUAUCCACUUUUUGACCAAAAUAUGGGAAAAGUCAUGAAGUUUUUUGCUAACGGAGAUGUAAGUGUGGCAACUGUCGCUCCAACUGAAGCUUACGAGAUACCGACACAGCCUGCCUAUAAUGCAUCCACGGCCGAGGUGAUUGCAGGCAAAAGCUCAACAAGCCUGGACGAGAAAAUCUUAACAACUACGCCCGAACGUCAGAAAAUAGUAAAACUAAGUUACAAUGACUAUAAAGUGUAUGAAGCGAUUAAAGAGUUGACCGAACAAGUCGAUCAAGGAAACCCAGUGGUGUACACUGAUCUCAUUGGCAAACUGGUCACACUGAUGGACCACAUGAAAGACGAGUUGACCACUGAAAGACUUUCUAUUCACGUGCCAUUGUUCCAGGCCUUCGACGGAAUGAAGCUUCAGUACAACACGGAACAUGUUCUGACUUUUUUGGAGCAACACGAAGAAAUUCUGACUAUAGUGGUGCCCAAAACUCUUGAUUAUGUCGAAAAGCUAGUCCAAAUGUGCCCACUCGUUCGUGAGAACGAAAACGAUUUACUGCCUUUCUUGGAAAGCGUUCAGGGGUUGAUCCACAACAUAGCGCAAUGGGGUGGGAACGAAUCGAGCAGCAGGGAGUAUACUUCGGGAAACAUGAAGUUUGUGAUGCAGAACAUCCAGGGUAAUUCUAACGACACGGCUGACUUGGAGUGCAGAAGACUGGACUUCAACGGGGUGACUUCUGGAACUCUACAAGAGGUUAAAAUCAAAAAAGACACCCUCGAUACUUUGCCAGCUGGCACCUCAGUGGUACUCGGAAUGUACGAAAGCGACUUCGGGGCCCCCAGACUGGCCUUAGAAAAGGAGUACCAGCCUGAAAUUGUGAACAUGGGCAAAGAGUAUUCUCCGGUUUUCAAGUCCAGAAACCGGUUUCAGAAGAGGAUGACAGAUGUAGUCUCUGUCACUGUACGGGAUCCAGACGGAGUGUCCAUCUCAGUUCCUGUUCAGUUUUCCCUCAACUAUGUCGAAGCAUACCAUGGCCAAGGAGAAGACAUGAGCAACUACGAGGUGGACAUGGAGUAUGUGUGUGCCUACUAUGUGUGGGAGAAUGACACUUACGAAAGGGAGGGGAUGAGGGGGGUGGAGAUGGGGGAGUCUAGAGGUGUGUGCAGUUCCACACAUACUACUUCCUUUGCAGUGGUCGCUGUGGUGGACCAGGCAAAGACUGACGACAUGCAACGGGAGGACUUUUUCUGGGUGUCAAUGAUUGGGAUGACAAUCGGGAGUGUGGCAGUGGUGGCCACAUUCCUGCUGCUGCUCUUCGUGCAUGACGUCAUAGACGAGGAGGAGCACAGUCAUCACAUGCUACUUCUCUUCUUCUACAAUCUCUUCCUCUGCUCAUACCUCUCAGGCGCUGACAAGAUUGUGAGCAGUGACCAUGUGCAGUGUCGGCUGGCUAGCAUGAUGAUGCUGUUCUCUUACUUGGCAUCCCAGGGUAGCCUCCUCAACAUAUCCCUGAACCUGCUCAACGAGUAUGAGCCCAGAUUGUGGGAGAGGGCCGACUCAUUCCCAAUAGCAUACAUAUUCAACACCAUCGCCCUACCAGGAUCAGUAGUGGCAGUCUACUUCGGUAUGUUCCGGGAGGACAUCGGACUGAGUGGCGACGGCUACGCCUGCUUCCCCUCCUCUUACCGCCCGCUCUCCUUCCUCUCCCUCCUCAUAGCCCCCACCCUCCUCUAUGUGGGGGUCACUCUGCUACUGUACUGGCAGACUAUGAGGUCUGCGACGGAGUUGUUCGCUGAGUUAAGAGAGAGUGGAGUUUGGCGUGUGUUCCAAUUGAACAUUCAGAAUAACUUCUUGGCCACAAUCAUUGUGACUGUGGUGUUGUUUGUGAGUGGGUGGAUGAUGAGUGUGGGCAACUGGUGGGUGCACUUGCUCCACCUCCUCCUAACCCUCUCUGGCUCAGUCUCCCUCUGUCUGGUCAUCCUGUUCUACCAGCCGGAGAUACGCGCCGCAUUCAACAAGAAACUGGCACCGAAGCCAUACGAACUGCGCACACGAAAGAGGAUUAAGAAGUAUCAAAAAUUCGAGGACCAAUCUGGAGAACGAAGUGCGACUUCGCCUCCGAGCAACCCCGAAGCCUCCUGGGGGGAUGUCUCUCGACCCGAAACUCUCAUGGACUGCAGCGACUUCAAAGUGCGAGGUCACAGCGGCAAGACCAAUUACAGUGUCAACACUUCAGACGGAGAAGAGACGGAUUCGUUAGGUUGUGUGUCGGACACUGAUUUGUUCGGAAAAGACUUGGACAACAAAUGGAAGUCGCAACCGAGAGAUCCCAAUGGAAAGGACCCGAGUAGCCAUGCUGUCCCGCCCUUGUCCUCGACUUCAUCAGCGACCGAGGGUCCGCGAAACACAGUUUUGCUGCCGAACUCCACGAAGCCACUGAUAAUACAGAAGUGAUGAUGACAUAUAGUUUGCGAGUCUUAAAUGUGUGAGUGUGCUAAGUGUGUUAAAUGAGAUUUGAACCAUUUUAUCAAAAACGA